Molecule: messenger RNA, 1509 nt
Organism: Panicum virgatum (switchgrass)
Lineage: Eukaryota; Viridiplantae; Streptophyta; Magnoliopsida; Poales; Poaceae
Product: nuclear transcription factor Y subunit A-10-like
Exons: 5
Coding region: 372-1235 (287 amino acids)
Biological process (GO): regulation of transcription by RNA polymerase II
Molecular function (GO): RNA polymerase II cis-regulatory region sequence-specific DNA binding; DNA-binding transcription factor activity, RNA polymerase II-specific
Source: RefSeq, a predicted model, not a curated record
GCCGCUGUCGUCUCACUUAAUGCCGUCGUGUAGCUCCCCUUCCUGAGCAGCAAGGACGGACGGCGAUUCAAUGGCGACACAACACUAAUCGAUUACCCAAACCAAGCUCUCCCUCCCUCUCCUUCUGUGCUCGCAUAUAAACAUUCUCAUCACCAGUUAUCGGUCACCAGCAAGCAAGGCAUACACAGAUUCUGUCUCGAGGUGACUGUCGUCCUCUUGGCGGCGGCGGCGGCAGCAGCAGCAGAAUCGACCGACCAUGAGGAGUGUAAGUUCUCAUUCAGCCAGAAGCUAGCAGUUCUUAUUCCAGUCUAGCUCCUCUUGCACUGCCCCCUGACAGAGUGACGACACUGAUAGAUCAUCAGGCGGCGGCAAUGGGCUUCCAGGAGCACGGGCUAGCCUUCCAGGUGAUCACCGACGGCGGCGGCGGCGCAACCGCAGCGCCGUGGUGGGCGGCUGCUGCUGCUCCUCAGGGGUUUGCCGCCAAGUUUCCGAUCAUCAGCUCAGGCGAUUCUGACCCUCCGCAAGACCUCAAAUACCAUGAGCCUUUGGCAGCAGCCAUGGCCGCCUACCCGGAGUUGCACAAGUACCAUGGCCCUUUCGAUCUGGCCCUUGGGCAGUCCAUGGUGAGGGUCGUAGGCUUGCAGCCAUGGCAGUUCAAGUCCGUAAAUCUAAGCCUCGACAUCUUGGCCUUUUACCCCUUGUCUUUUGAACUGAAGGUGUGGAGCAACAAUGCCGGUGCCGGUCAGCGCCAGAGCUUUGGCCUGUACUCUCCAUAUGGAGCUCAAGCUAUGCACGGCAGGGUGCUCCUGCCGCCGGCGAUCGCCGCCGAGGAGCCGGUCUACGUGAACGCCAAGCAGUUCAAAGGCAUCCUCCGGCGGCGCCUGGCCCGUGCCAGGGCGGCGAGGGACCUCAGGGCCUCCAGGAACCGCAAGCCAUACCUCCACGAGUCGCGGCACCUGCACGCGCUCCGCCGCGCGCGGGGCUCCGGCGGCCGCUUCCUCAACACCAGGAGCCUCGCCGCCGGCGACCCGCCGCCCCAGCUCGCCAGCACGCCCCUGGGAGGGCCGGAACCCACUGAGGGCGGCGCGUCGAAGGCGGCAAGGCUGCACCCGGCGAAGGAACGCCAGGAGGACGUCUUCCUCUCGUCGUUGACGAACAUGGCCGGCGACGGCGACGGCAAGGCGAGGUGGGUCGGAGCGGCGCCGCGGGGCUGCUGCGACCUGCUCAGGGCGUGACGGCGGCGGGCGGCCAGGGGCCGAGCCUGGUGGCUCUAGGACGGCAACUCAUUCUUGGCUCCGGGUUAUCCGGGUAUGUGGUUCAUCGGCUGUGUGCAGCCGUGCAGGGCAGUGAGAGAUGCAGCAGCUUCUCCUGCACCAAACCAAGAUAACCAGAUGCGGUCUUGUGUUCCAGUAAAAACUGCAAGUUCAUUUGAUGCAUGUGCAGACGCUAACUGUUCAUGUUUGAAAGCUAUUGUCCUGUUCAAUUAGAUAAGAGAUUUAUGUGCGCUGA